CAACACGACAAACUAACGCCAAUUGUGUAACCUUACAACGAGUUUGAAACAUGGAUAUUACAACGAUACAGGAGAUUGAGCUGCCUGCGGCGUUUGAUGCCCAUGUGCACUUGCGCGAUGGGGAAAUGUCUCAGUUGGUUACGCCUACUAUUCGUAAGGGUGGUGUGAAUACGGUCUAUGUCAUGCCAAACCUUGUUCCGCCUAUUACUACAGUAAAGCAAUGCCUUGAGUACCGCGAUCGACUAAAGGCCAUCGAGCCAAAUGUCGAGUACCUCAUGUCCCUCUACUUGCAUGAAGAUAUCACACCUGAGGUCAUUCGUGAAGCCAAAAAAGCCGGAAUCACAGGCGUAAAAUCGUACCCUGCUGGUGUCACUACGAACUCCUCUUCUGGCGUCCUGGACUACGAAACUUUCUACCCCGUCUUCGCCGAAAUGGAAAAACAAAAUAUGGUCCUAAACCUCCAUGGCGAAGUCCCUUCAACCCCAUCUCACGCCCCUCUCUCCCCCAACAAGGAAAGCUCGGCAAUCACAAUCCUCAACGCCGAACCCGCCUUCCUCCCCACUCUUCUCUCCUUGCACCGCGCCUUCCCCUCCCUCCGCAUAAUCCUCGAACACUGCAGCACCGCCGCCGCCCUCUCCACCGUCCUCUCCUGCGGCCCCACCGUCGCAGGCACAAUAACAGCGCACCACCUCUCCCUCAUCAUCGAUGACUGGGCCGGCGACCCCUUUUGUUUCUGCAAGCCCGUUGCCAAGACUCCCGAAGAUAGGGAUGCGCUGAUUCGCGCUGUCGUACAGAGUAAUGGGAGGUUUUUCCUAGGAACGGAUUCGGCGCCGCAUCCACGGGUGAAGAAGAGGGGCGAGGAUAAGGUUGCGGCAGGCGUGUUUACGCAGCCGCAUGCGCUGGGGUAUGUGGUUGAUGCGCUGGAGAAGGGGGUGGAAAGGGGGGUUAUUUCGAAGGAAGAGGUUACGCAAGAGGGGUUAGAGGGAUUUUUUGGGAAGUGGGGGAGGGCGUUUUAUCAAAUUGAAGAUAAGCGGGGGGAGAGGGUUGUGCUUGGAAGGGGUGGGGAGAAGAUUUUGGAUGUUUUGAAGAAGAAGGAGGGAGGGGUCGAGGUUGUGCCGUUUAGGAGGGGGGAGCAGACGUGGAGUGUGGAGUGGAAGUAAAGAGGGGGGAGAGGGGGUGGCAUCUGUAGAGUGGUUUGCUUGGUAUGGUGGAGUUGAUGUUUUCUUUAGGGGGGAUUUUUGUGUAAGUACAGUAUGGGUAUAAAUUAUGCGGAAUAUUUCUAUAUAUAUUUGGUGCCGUGUAAACAGUGCUGUAGAUUUACUUCUCAAUAAGAUCCUUGAAUAAACUCUCGC
Molecule: messenger RNA, 1352 nt
Organism: Bipolaris sorokiniana ND90Pr
Lineage: Eukaryota; Fungi; Ascomycota; Dothideomycetes; Pleosporales; Pleosporaceae
Exons: 3
Coding region: 51-1160 (369 amino acids)
Biological process (GO): 'de novo' pyrimidine nucleobase biosynthetic process; pyrimidine nucleotide biosynthetic process
Cellular component (GO): cytoplasm
Molecular function (GO): dihydroorotase activity
Source: RefSeq, a predicted model, not a curated record